AUGACUCAGCAUCACGACCUCACCACCCACUGCACACGUGAUGAACUUACCUUCCGGAUGGAGUCACACCAGCCGGAACUUGUGGUUCGUCGUCUUGGUGCUUCCAUUGUCAACUACCCUUUCGAAAUAUCAUUUCGAUUCAAAGCUCCAUUUGCAAUGCCACGUGAUCCAAUUAUGAAUUUGAUUCAUGAAAACGAGGAUCCCGAUGAAGUUUUUGAUCCACCUUAUUUGAUCGAGGAUGGUGACGACGCCCCAGCGCGUCAUCCCACUCUGGAGCGCCUUUGGCGCCAAGGCACUGAAAGCCGCCGCUUGAUGGAAGAAAGUCAAUCUUUCACCAUCGCGGUGGCUUUCAAGAUUCACACGAAUGAUUCAGUCGAUGUGAUGCCCGGUAUGGUGAAAGCACCCUCUUCUUCGAAGGUAACCGCCAGCAAAAAGAAAGCACCACCACCUCCUACCACCGCCGUUAUUGAUUCAUCCGAUUUCAAGGAUGGACAGAUGUUGGACUUCAAAGUAUUCUUGUAUGGGAAAUCAUUGAAAGAAUUUAAGGACUUGAUUGGCGACGUUUGUGACGAUUAUUUCCCCGGGAUCAAGAAGGUCGUUCUUGAGAGUGCUUUAGCACCGAUGUUGACCUGGAACGCUAGUGUUGGUUCGAAGAAGAAUAAACUAAUCGAUUACAAGAAUUAUCAAGAGUUUGUGAACAACUUGGACAAAAGUCGUUCCUCAAAAGGUACGAUCAACAUCGUACUUCAGAAAGCUCAAGUGAAGGAAAAAAGAAAUGCACAGGCUAGUGGAGCAGUUGCUUAUAUAAAAGGAACCACUGGCCCGAACUCGAUCGAAGCCGAACUAGCCGCGUUCAAGGAGGAAACCGCCCUCGCGAAAGAGGAAAGUUUAAAGGUCACAGCGGCCAAAGAGUUGGAACUUGAGGCUGCUACCAUCUACAACAAACACCUCGAGCGCGCUCUGGGUGGCGAUGGGGCAGUGUUGUCGGCGCCUUGGGACCCUAACUACCUUUAUUGUUUUUCCCAGAGAUGUGCUUUCAUAUGGGCUAAAUGUAUCCGCGAUGGCUACACCACUCGAGCCAUACCUCCGAACACGAGGGAAUACAAGCGGGAGAUGGCUAAAAACGCUGUCAAACACCCCGACACAAACGUGGACAACCGUGUAAAAAACCGUUACCCGGUGGCUAGCCCCAACCUUCGCAGUUCUACUUCGAAAAAUGAAAACCGCCGCACCUUCUUUGCGAAUCGACCUGCCGAGGAUGUCAAGGUCAAGGUAGAACCUUUGAGUCCUUCUGACUCUAAACGCAAACUCAAACGCACCCCUUCCCUUCUGACCAGCGGGACUGUCAAGAAGAAAAUCAAACAGGAAUCUCCCACGGCAAAUACCCCCGAUAACGUCAUUUCCCUUCUCACCUCUGAGGAUCCACCCGAAUCCUCCAUGGGUCACGUUUCAGACUCGGACGUGGAGACUGAGGUCACCCAUUCAACACUUUUGGACGACUUUUUGGACGAAUGUGAGAUUCCUCGCAAUGACGUCUCUACUUGCACCAUCCUCCGCAACGCCAACGUUUCCUCUUGGACCGAUUUAGUCCCGAGUCUCCAAAUGACGGUUAAUGUGUUGACUGGACAUGGAUUGUCCUUCGACAUCGCUAGGCGCCUCUUAGAUGCUGCCCAAGAGGCCGACGCGGAAAUGAAGAAGGCCACUACCUCCAAAUGA
This is a messenger RNA of Melampsora larici-populina 98AG31, 1716 nucleotides long. RefSeq lists its product as uncharacterized. NCBI's taxonomy places the organism in Eukaryota, Fungi, Basidiomycota, Pucciniomycetes, Pucciniales, Melampsoraceae. The record is from RefSeq and is a predicted model, not a curated record. The coding region runs from base 1 to 1716 and encodes 571 amino acids. The transcript has 10 exons.